AGCGGUCUCGCAUUAUGUUAGAAGCGUUCGACGAAAUGACUCGGUAGUGGCGCUUAAUCCCCGAUAGGGAGCGAGAGAGUGGCCGAUUCGCCUCCCUUCUCUCUUCCGAUUUUCGUUCCUUUGAUCUUGGAAGAACCCCUCGGAUUAGGGUUCGGUGGCCUCCCGUCGAUGCGAAGACGAUGCUCGUCUCCUUCUUGUUCGGCUUCGUGGCGGGGUUCGUGGCCCUGGUGGCCGCCGAGGGCUUGGCCUUCCUGUGGCUUAUGGGUCGCCUCCGCCGGAAGCGGCUCGCUGUGGGCGUGGCCUCCCGGUCGCAGUUGAUCGCCCGCGGUCUCGAUGCCGAGCGGUCGCUCACUGUUCCCUUUGAGAAGAAGGGCUCAGUUUGGGUACUAGAACCAAAAAAAGUUCGAAAAAUUAACACUGAUGAAUUGCCAAAAAAAGGGACCAAACAACAAAAGAAAAAUGAUAUCCUGGAGGUUAUUCCUGUCAAAAGAUAUGCUAAAAUUAAGGAUCAGUCAUUAAUCUUGUCCAAUUCUGAUGGUUCUAAAACAACAAUACAACUUUUGGGCUGUACGGUGGUAGCUGUUUCUGCAUCAAAUUUAGCUUCACGAAAGUGGGCUAAAAGGUAUCCCAUUAAAUUGGAGAGCAAUGACUCAAAGAUUUAUAAGGGGAGUAAGGCAUGUUACUUGUACUUUGACACUUCUUGGGAGAAGGAAUCUUGGUGCAAAGCACUCCGUCUUGCUUCCUGCCCUGAUAGGGGAAAAUGGAACUGGUUCUCUCAGUUGGGUGAAGAUUUCCAAGACUAUCUGUCAUCCUUAAGUAUUGAAUAUCCUUCCUUUCUGAAGCCAUCAACGCUUUAUACUGAGACUACUAACAGAACAAGUAGGAUUGAUGAAUCCUCCAGAGUUCAAUUUUUUCUGAAAAAAUUUUCUAAGAAGGCUUCGAAAAAUGCUUUAGAAAGUAGACAAAGUUCAAUCUCAUCAUCAAGUUGUGGUGAAAGGAAGAUUGACAAGAGGUUACCUUCCACGGCUGGUGCAUCAUCAAGUGAUGGAUUUGUAAUUAGUUCAUCUGAAGACAAAUUUUCAACUGCUGAUGAAAAGUUUGUAAAUGAUAAAGGUACACUUUGUUGGAAUCUGUUGCUAUCAAGGCUAUUUUUUGAUGCAAAAAAUAGUAUUGAGAUCAAUAAUCUCAUAAAAGCAUGCAUCCAGACGACAUUGUCAAAUACAAGAAGACCAAGUUAUCUGUGUGAAAUAUCAUGUACUGGCUUAGAUCUUGGUAGCGUUCUACCUUACAUUCAUAGAAUGAGAGUUUUCCCUGUAGACUUGAAUCAGGUGUUGUCUAUGGAAAUUGAUAUCGAAUACUCUGGUGGUAUAAUAUUAGACAUAGAGACAAGACUUAAAGUUCGUGAAUUGGAAUUGCAAAAGGACUUGAUAAAAACAAGUUUAGAAUCAAAUUCUACUUACGAGUUGAAUUCCGAUUUUCUUGAAGGUAUUGAGCAUUAUGGAAACCAGUUGAAAUCUCCAAGCAACUCAGCCACUGGAAUGGGUAACAGAAAUGAAGUGGAUAAAGCAGAUGGCCUUAGAAACUCCAAGAGUGCCAGUUGGACUUCGGGUCAUGUGUCUAGAUGGAAGGCCAUCCUACAUUCUCUUGCUAAUCAAGUUUCACAGGUACCACUUUCUUUGUCAAUACGAGUCAUUUCACUUCGUGGGACAUUGCGCUUAUAUAUAAAGCCACCACCUUCUGAUCAACUAUGGUUUGGCUUCACAACAAUGCCAGAAUUAGAUUGGAAUUUGGAGUCUUCAGUUGGGGAUCGGAAAAUAACCAGCAGCCACAUUGCUUUGCUUAUCAGCAAUCGAUUUAAGGCUGCAAUUCGAGACAGUCUUGUGCUCCCUAAUUGUGAAACCAUAUGCAUCCCAUGGAUGUUGGCUGAAAAGGAUGAUUGGGUACCAAGAAAAGUCGCACCAUUUAUGUGGAUCAACAAUGAAAACACUGAAAUGACAUGGCCUGAGUUUCCGGUGCCCCAUAAUAGGGAAGACAAACCAAAGCUUGAUGGUAGUAACAAAACUAAAGACAGUCUUGAUGACAAAGUUGACGAAGCAAAGAAUGUAAUACAUGUCGAACAGCCAGCGUAGGAAGCCCUCCCCGAGUCUUCCACUUACGGUGGCAGAGUGAUUGGAUCUGCUUCGCCUGAUCAUUCUCAUGGUGGCAUGAAUACUUAGUUGAAGACACCGUUGUUGACCUGUGAAACCGAAAAUAGCUAUAGCCAAAGCAGCAUGGAGGCAGUUGCGACGGGACGAUCAACCAACAUUACUACCUCCUGAGGAAGAUGAGAAGCCAAAGAAGAGUAGUAGGCAUGCGAGGAUGAUGGAUUUGGGAAAGAUGAUGGGAGAUAAGCUGGAAGAAAAGAAACGCCAUAUAGAGGAGAAGAGCAGACAUAUUGUUGAGAAAAUGCGGGAAAAUGCGAGGAUGUGAAGUCCUCAUUUGUUUUUUAAUAUGCUUACUAGCUUAGCUGAUAAAGUCAUUUGAUAGAUUAUCAUAAGAUUGUGGGCUCCUGUGUUUGUCAUUUAUUUUUUGUAAAAAGUAAAACAGUCAAAUUUUGAUUUCACUCAGAACAUUCGAAGUUUACAAUUUUCAUGUAUAGAUGUAUAAGUCAUUUUUUAUUAAUAUAUUAUUCUU
Musa acuminata subsp. malaccensis (wild Malaysian banana) is the source of this 2673-nucleotide messenger RNA. RefSeq lists its product as uncharacterized. NCBI's taxonomy places the organism in Eukaryota, Viridiplantae, Streptophyta, Magnoliopsida, Zingiberales, Musaceae. Gene Ontology annotation, cellular component: endoplasmic reticulum. The record is from RefSeq and is a predicted model, not a curated record. Gene Ontology annotation, molecular function: lipid binding.